AUGUCCCGUAUGGAGCAUCUGCACCCCCACCGCCUCCCCCCGCUGACGCUGCCGCCGCGGCAGCUGAAGAAGGCAUAUACGUCAUGCAAGAAGUGGCUGGCACGCUUUGUCAGCACCGCCGCACUCGCAGCAGGGAGCGAGGUGGUCGAUGGAGACUCUUUCAGUGUUCUCGCGGCAAGCCUCCUCCCGCCUCAUGAGCAUGCCACAGGUUUUGUGGCGUUAAACGGCGGCACCCUCGCGGGCUGCACUCCGUAUGAUCUUCGCCAGACUCUGAGGGCGCACGGACUACUGAGCUUCGCUGCGGCCGCUGCUCCUCCACGAUGCUCCUGCUCCUCUGAUAUGCCGUCGUCUGGCACACCAGCGCCGUCGAGUUGCGUGAUGACGUACGGCCCAACGCUCGCUUUUGUGGUCUGCCGCGUUCCUCUACAGGUGCCCAGCAAUGCGGUGGCGUGCACUGAUAAGGGGGCAGGCAUCUCCUCCUUCAGUAUCUCUGUGAUGCAUGUUUCUAUGGCAGAGCUGGCCCACUUUGCCACCUCUUCCAGAGGAGUGUCUGCUUCCCCGAGUGAGGCGGGCCUCCAGGAUGAGGAGGCCCCCCCAAUGGGGGCCCUGGCAGGUAUUUCGCCCGGUUUCUCCCCCGCUGUUGACGGGGCGGCAACCAACAGUACAUCUGUGAAGGUGGUGGUGCUGCAAGUGCCGCCGACUGCCUCGCUGUGGAAGGCCGGCUCGGCUUCCACGUCCUCUUCCUCUGCGAAGAAGGGCUGCAGCUUUCUCUACUUGGUGUCGUGUGACGUUGCUGCUGUGUGUUCGCGCGUUGCCCAUUUGUUUCAGCGCCCGGUCGUUGGAAUCGAGUCCUUGCUUUUACCGGCGCCCCCUCUAAUGUGCUCCGCCGCCAAGGAGGAGCAAGGAGCACUAGGCUGCUCCAUCAGUACACGGCCGGGCCAGUCUCUCUCAAACGGGGAACCGCUGCUAGGACGAAGAUGCACGUCGCGCGCUGUGCCAGAUGUACCCGGGCUUUUCCUAGUGGAGGAGUUUGUAACGGCCGAGGAGGAGAAGAUCAUAUGGCAAGAGCUUAACCACGGACGGCAGCAGCUGCAACUGGAAUAUCUCGCGCGCCGCCGUGUCGCGCACUUCAACCGCCGCUUCCUGUACGGCGUGAAUGCUCUGACGGCCGAGGGGGUGUUGGUGAACGCGCGCCCGUCGUUCUACACGUGGAUGCGCGCACGAUUGCAGAAUGAUGCGGUUGCUGGCGGCGUGCGGAUCGACGGGGAUUAUCCCUUCCGCCCUGGCGACUACGAGUGCGACCAGCUGACGGUGAACUACUACGACUACAGUGAGCUGGGCGUGUGCGGCAUUGCUGCCCAUGUCGAUGCGCACAGCGCGUUUGACGACACAGUUCUGAUUGUAUCGCUGGGCUCAUACACGGUAAUGGAGUUUGCGCGGUGGGAUGCGCCGGCAGGGGUGACGGCGCCUGUCGGUGUCUACCUUGCUCCCCGCUCCCUCGCCGUCAUGACUGGGGAGGCCCGCUACGGCUGGACACACUGCAUCGCGGAAAGGAGAACUGACACGCUGUCCGAGCUACUACCGACCUUUAACCGAGGGGAUAGGCUGAGCCUCACGUGGCGGCGCGGGCGGACGGUGCGACACACCCAAACCGAAUGCCCGUAUCCUGCUUUAUGCGAUGGCGAGUGA
This is a messenger RNA of Leishmania braziliensis MHOM/BR/75/M2904, 1689 nucleotides long. RefSeq lists its product as hypothetical. The record is from RefSeq and is a predicted model, not a curated record. Bases 1 to 1689 code for a protein of 562 amino acids. Lineage: Eukaryota; Euglenozoa; Kinetoplastea; Trypanosomatida; Trypanosomatidae. Gene Ontology annotation, biological process: oxidative demethylation. Gene Ontology annotation, molecular function: oxidoreductase activity; demethylase activity. The transcript has a single exon.